AUGUUUCGAUCUGGCUAUUGGGAUGACGAUCCCAUGAACGGAGUCAUGGGUGGCUCUAUGUUCCGCCAUGGAGCUGCUCGUCGCUUCGAUGAAUACUAUCGCUGCUAUCCUGUCGCCAUGAUGCCCGGCCCGGAGAGAGAGAACGUGAACCACGGCGGCAAGGUCAUCAUGCCGCCCAGCGCUCUUGACAAGCUCACUCGCCUUCAUAUCACGUAUCCGAUGCUGUUCGAGCUUCACAACGGCGCACGAGAAAGGUUGACGCACGCUGGUGUGCUAGAGUUCAUUGCGGAAGAGGGGAAGAUCUAUCUACCUUUCUGGCUCAUGCAAACCCUCCUUCUGGAACCCGGUGACCUCGUACAGGUCAAGUCAACCGAUCUCCCACCCGGUCAAUUUAUCAAGCUGCAAGCUCAAUCUACCUCGUUCCUCGAUAUAAGCGACCCGAAGGCCGUGCUGGAGAAUGCUUUCCGUAACUUCUCCUGCCUAACCAAGGGAGAUGUGUUCACAUUUGCAUACAAUGAUCAAGUUUACGAGAUGGCAGUCUUGGAAACCAAGCCAUCCACCGACACCAAUGCUGUUUCCGUGCUCGAGACAGAUCUAGAAGUGGACUUUGCGCCCCCGGUGGGCUAUGAGGAGCCUCAACGCCCCAGCGGCACCAGCACUCCUCGUAGUGGAGUGGGCAACAAGCUGCCCUCUGGUGGGCUGCUUCAUCCCCAUGGAACCAUGGCACAGGCGAUCAACUACGCUGCUAUUGCCCCGGAGUCGACUGAUGCCGCGGCUGGUGCCCGGGUGCUCUCGUCAAACUUCCUCACUGGAGGACAGCGUCUGAAUGCCAAGAAGGGAAGCAAAACAUCCACACCAAAACCGUCUACUCCCACCCCAGGGACGACGAACCCGCAGCAUCCCCCUCCUGUCAGAAAGACCAAUGGCCCGCAGCCUCUGCGGAUAGGCCACAACCAGCUAUUCUUUGGAUAUCCAAUCAAGCCAGUUAGGAAGCGCGACGAAAGCGGACAGGUACUCGAGGACAAGCCUCGGUUCCAGGGAGCUGGUCAAACAUUACGAGGCAAGAAGAAAGACACAAGUGGCUCGGCAACCCCUACUUAA
Aspergillus neoniger CBS 115656 is the source of this 1101-nucleotide messenger RNA. Its product is annotated as polyubiquitin-binding protein UFD1. The coding region runs from base 1 to 1101 and encodes 366 amino acids. The record is from RefSeq and is a predicted model, not a curated record. Gene Ontology annotation, molecular function: polyubiquitin modification-dependent protein binding. Gene Ontology annotation, cellular component: VCP-NPL4-UFD1 AAA ATPase complex. The transcript has 3 exons. Lineage: Eukaryota; Fungi; Ascomycota; Eurotiomycetes; Eurotiales; Aspergillaceae.